This is a messenger RNA of Nymphaea colorata (pocket water lily), 481 nucleotides long. RefSeq lists its product as uncharacterized. NCBI's taxonomy places the organism in Eukaryota, Viridiplantae, Streptophyta, Magnoliopsida, Nymphaeales, Nymphaeaceae. The transcript has 3 exons. Bases 123 to 317 code for a protein of 64 amino acids. The record is from RefSeq and is a predicted model, not a curated record.
GAAACUGACUCGGGCCUUUUCUUUGGGGAGGCUUCGUGAAGACCAUCCAUCGUUCCGGUGAGAUUGGGAAGAAAAGGAGAAGAGGAAAGGACAAGGUCCGGGAGAAGUGGGGAGGAAGAGAGAUGGGUGUCAUGGAGAGACUGAAGGUAUUCGUUGUUCAGGAGCCCGUCGUGGCCGCCUCUUGCUUGAUUGCCGGAGUUGGCUUAUUUCUCCCAGCUGUUGUCAGGCCUAUCCUGGACUCCAUGGAGACAUCAAAACAAGUUCCUCAGCCGGCUUUGAGGGAUGUUGUUGCUGGAAUGACUGGAAAAAAACCGUGAAGAAUGGCUAGAAUAUCAUCUGCUGCUGGACAUUUUUUGCUCCUCACUUGCAAUAAUUGUUUUUCUCUUUCCUGUUAUGCUUGAUUGGGAACUCAGCGUUACUAGAGAUUUGAUAUCUCCAUUCAGGAAUAUAGAACUCCGUAUGCAACUUAUUGUCUUUCUUA